CUUUUGUUACUUAAGUACAUUUUAGCACUUCAAUUCACUUCUGAUAAUUAAAUAUAUUUAAAACCUAAAUACUUUUAGAGUUUCUCAAGUUGUAUUUUGCUGGGGGACUUUUUCUAUUGCUGGGUGAGUCAUUUUCUAUUAAGGGAUCUUCACUUUUACUCAAGUAUAGAAAGCAUUCCAUUUUCUUUGGUAUUGGUCUAGCUAACGUUAGCUAGCUACUUCAUUUAAUGUUAUUUUCACAAUAUGCAUUUAUUGUAUAGUCACCAAUUUAGGCUACUUUAGUUUUGACAUAAAAUGCUUGAUAUUGUAGGCUCUCUACAAAAAGCUGGGCUUUUAUGGCACAGAGGGCAGUGCAUCGGCUUCUUCAAUAAUGUCAGGCAAUAAUGUCAGGCUUGCUGGUUCAAUUUAUGCUCCUGCAGUUUCCUCCCAAUCACUAUAUUUGGAAUGAUAUGUGGCUAGAUGGCUGUUGAUUUUUUUCCAGUAUGGUGCACAGACCAGUGAGCGAACCAUUGCCUUUGGGGGACUUGCAACAUGGCACUAACAGGCCCUCUCUGUGUCUGUGGACCUAAACAACGAUACCUCUCUACUCAUCGACAUUCCUGAUGCACUCUGUGAACGAGACAAAGUCAAGUUCACUGUUCACACCAAGACCACCCUGAGCUCCUUUCAGAAGCCAGACUUCUCUGUUCCUAGGCAACAUGAGGACUUUAUCUGGCUCCAUGACGCUCUGGUUGAAACUGAAGACUACGCUGGGCUCAUCAUCCCUCCAGCGCCCCCGAAGCCAGACUUUGAGAGCCCCAGGGAGAAGAUGCAUAAACUGGGCGAGGGAGAAGCCACCAUGACCAAGGAGGAAUACACCAAGAUGAAGCAGGAGUUAGAGGCUGAGUACCUGGCUGUUUUCAAGAAGACUGUUCAAGUCCACGAAGUAUUUCUGCAGCGUCUAUCUUCUCACCCCAUCCUGAGCAAGGACAGAAACUUCCAGAUAUUCCUGGAGUAUGACCAGGAUCUGAGUGUACGGAGGAAGAAUGCCAAGGAGACGUUUGGGAGUUUCUUUAAGAACAUGGUGAAGAGUGCUGAUGAGGUCAUCAUCUCAGGGAUAAAGGAAGUAGAUGAUUUCUUUGAGCAGGAGAAGACCUUCCUGCUUGAUUAUUCGUCCAAGAUCAAAGACUCCACUGCCAGGGCGGAGAAGAUGACCCGCUCCCACAAAAAUGUUGCUGAUGAUUACAUCCACAUCUCUUCUACUUUGAACAGUCUCUCUGUCGAUGAUAACACAGCACUUAAAAAGCACUUUGAGAAGUUAUCUGACCUGUUUGAGAAACUCCGGAAAGUGGAGGGUAGAGUGGCGUCGGACCAGGAGCUGAAGCUCACAGAGCUACUACGCUACUACAUGAGGGACAUCCAGGCAGCCAAGGACCUGUUGUACAGACGGGCCAGGACCCUGGCAGACUAUGAGAACAGUAACAAGGCUCUGGAUAAGGCCCGGCUGAAGAGUAAAGCUGUUGCUGCUGCUGAGGAGCAACAACAACAGUGUCUGCAGAGGUUUAACAAGCUUUCUGAGUCGGGAAAAAGAGAGCUGACCAGUUUUAAGGGCAGGAGAGUGGUGGCUUUCCGGAAGAAUCUAAUAGAGAUGGCUGAGCUGGAGAUUAAGCAUGCUAAGAACAACAUGUCUCUGCUGCAGGACUGCAUUGAGCUUUUCAAGAGCAGCUGAGGCACUGGUCUCUUACCAACCCUCCCUGACCACUGACCAGCUGGGCUUGGCGCCAGUCGGUUUCUGCUCUCUUGCCAACUCCUUAUGGAAUCGUCGUGCAAAACCGUGACUGGAGUAGGAAAAAUCACAAACUGGAUCUGGGACCAGGAUACUGACCAGCAGGCUUUGAGAAGGGAACCUCGAUACCCAUCCUCUCCACCCCACAUGUGUCAAACUAUUCCAUGACGGAUUUUCGCUCCACCCUUGUACUUGAUUGAUGAAUUCAGGUCACUAAUUAGUAAAGAACUCCCCUCACCUGGAUGUCUAGGUCUUAAUUGAAAGGAAAAAACAAAAACCUGCAGCCACUGUGCCCUCGGUUGAAUGAGUUUGACACCCCUCUAGUCCUGUGGGAACCUGGAUACCCAAUGCCCUCUACCCUCUUCCUCCAGGGGAACUUGGGUCGUGUUCAUUAGGUCUCACACUUGAAAAACUUCACUUUGUAACGGAAAACAAAAAUGAGCAUUUCUUAUUGGACAAGAUUAGAUAGUUCCUUCCCGUUUCACUCAUUUGCGGGGAGUUUCGUGCCUUGAACCCGAUCCUGGAUACUCCCUUCCUCCAUCCCAAAAAUGCCACUUCAGAAACCUGCAUAUGUCUGUUUGACUGUUUUCUGCCUGGAUGUUUAGUCUCUGUCCACCUGCCCCUCCGUGUCUCCUUCUACCACCUCCGUGUCUCCUUCUACCACCUCCGUGUCUCCUUCUACCACCUCCGUGUCCCAUGGAACACUCCCCUUUAGUGAUGACAGCAUUCCAGAACAGGGAGAAUUCAGCAUCCUGCACCAUCUUCUGACCUUUCUCCUCCCAUCUGUUUUUCAAUCGUGGGUUAUCUGAAUGAUUUGUUUUGUAGAUGGAUUACGCUUGUUCUUGUGUUGGAUUCUCUAUUUUGUCCGGUUGGUGAAGCCUUAUUGGAAGAAGGACCUCAUUCUGUGCGUCUGAUUAUGAUCAUGUUUAUAAUUGUUUUGGUUGCUUUUCAAGGCACGUGCCGACUAACCCCGUUACGCCCCUCACUUGUACAUAUAAAGAAAGACAGAAUUGAGGUUGAAUUUGGUCCUAGCAUAACAGUGAAACUAUGGCAGAGUGGAGUCACAGUAAUCUGGUGUUUUUUAAUGGUGCAUGCAUUAGCUAGCUAUAAUGGAAUAGUUUGGUUUAAAGUGGCGUUGCAAUGAGAACCAUUCUCGAAUACCAGUCUGAAGAGUGACUGCUGAGCUCAGCUGCUGCCUCUCUCUGGUUUGUAAUGGAACAGUUUACAGGAUCCUUUUAGGCCACGCUGUAGCAAAAAAAAUUUUUACAUUGGAAAACUUAAACAAUCGUUUCUUAUUGGACAAGUUCAGAUUGUCCCUCCUUGUUUUGGUACCUUAGUGAAUAGGACCCAGAUGGGAGCAACUGUUUACAAAGAGUGUAUAAAGUGGCUGGAAGGGGGGGGGGGGGGGGGGUACUAAUUUGGUGCCUAAAUAAAGAUGAUUUAGAAUGCGUCCCGAUUGUCCACCAUUGUGCCAACGUCUGCAUUUGCACAGUCCCGUCAUGGAUUUAAAAGCAUUCGGUUGAUGAAAGCAUUGGCUGAAGGGAGUUUCCACCAUUUGUUAAAUGGUUUGACGGUGGAGUCUGGAAAUGCUCACUUUGGGAGAAGGGUGGAGAAUUGGGACUUGGCCUAAUACUCUAUUUUUCCAUUACCAUACUUUUGAGAUCAGGCUGAGUUGAACUCGCUCCAAACUGCCAAGUGAAGAGACAUGCUUCUUUUUCAUGAUUUUUGUGUGUGUGGUAGUUUGUCCAACAGUGGUGGUACCACACAGAAAUGCUUUGGCUGUACCUCAGGAAUGGCAACAGGGCUCUUUCCGCGUAUUCGUCUACAUUACUGCCGGUAAUAACUGGAGCCAAGUAAAUUGUUUUUUUGUUUUGAGACUUCCAUAUAUUUUUGACAAGUUUACUUCCACAUAAUAUGGACCAGUUUAUUUUAAUUUUAUUUUUUACUACAGACCUUGUCAGUGUCGGCGCUGGUAGUUGCCAACGUUUACUGCCGUGAUACCAGUGAUUCAUCGGCCCGGUCUAGACUAAAGAGUGACUAGUGAGUGCCAGGCAGCUAUGGUUUCUGUGCUAAGUGAGUCAAUAUUCAGUGGACCAGGCUGAGACCUGUGACACUGUUAGUGAAGUCCACCCAUAGUAGAGGACUGUAUGCAGUUGGUUCUAGUUAACAUUUGAAGCACUAGACUUACAUGGCCAUAUUGGCUAUUGGAGAGUAACUCUGGUCCCAGCACUUAUUCGGAGGUGUGUGUGUGUGUGUGUGUGUACUUCAGCGUCAGCUUGUAGCUGUUGUCUGUGUCCCAAUUCUUUCACAUGCUUCCCUAAGUGUGCACUUGUACACUUCCCUUCAUGGAUUUUUAAAGGGACUGACUAGUGUAAGAAAAAUGGGGGAUUCUCCCAUGCUUACACCAAUGAUCCAAUGCUUUUAAUUGUGUGGAGAGGAUGAAUGUGCACUACCUAGAUAAGUAGAAUGUUCCUGAUAUCCUGCUGUGUUUACUAGUGUGGCUUCCUGUGCACUUCGUCAUUGAUAUCCUGCUGUGUUUACUAGUGUGGCUUCCUGUGCACUUCAUUGAUAUCCUGCUGCGUUUACCAGUGUGGCUUCCUGUGCACUUCAUUGAUAUCCUGCUGUGUUUACUAGUGUGGCUUCCUGUGCACUUCAUUGAUAUCCUGCUGCGUUUACCAGUGUGGCUUCCUGUGCACUUCAUUGAUAUCCUGCUGUGUUUACUAGUGUGGCUUCCUGUGCACUUCGUCAUUGAUAUCCUGCUGUGUUUACUAGUGUGGCUUCCUGUGCACUUCAUUGAUAUCCUGCUGCGUUUACCAGUGUGGCUUCCUGUGCACUUCAUUGAUAUCCUGCUGCGUUUACCAGUGUGGCUUCCUGUGCACUUCAUUGAUAUCCUGCUGUGUUUACUAGUGUGGCUUCCUGUGCACUUGCUCUUAGGUUAGUGUUGCUCAGUACAUCUUCCUAUCCUCCCAUCCAAUCAUCUUGCUUAGUACUGCUGGUGCAGGAUUGGUUUGAAGAAUUGCAUUUUAGGGUUCUUAUUUCUCCUAUUGCUUUAUGUUACUGACGGAACCUUUUUUAUCAUGUUAAACUAGCCUGCGGUGCCGGGCUUGUUAGCCUGCGGUGCCGGGCCUGUAAGCCUGCGGUGCUGGCCUACUCCUUAUGCAUUUGUCAUGCCAUUUUUGACUUGGUAAACAAAUCUGGGACCGGGCUGUGGGGGAGACCACAGAUCUGGGACCGGGCUGUGGGGGAGACCACAGAUCUGGGACCGGGCUGUGGGGGAGACCACAGAUCUGGGACCGGGCUGUGGGGGAGACCACAGAUCUGGGACCGGGCUGUGGGGGAGACCACAGAUCUGGGACCGGGCUGUGGGGGAGACCACAGAUCUGGGACCGGGCUGUGGGGGAGACCACAGAUCUGGGACCGGGCUGUGGGGGAGACCACAGAUCUGGGACCGGGACUAAACAUAUUAACCUGUAAAAGAAAAGGGUUCAUAUUGAAACAAAAAGGAUUGAAUUCUUUGAAUUGUUUUGGAAAUUAAGUGAUUUUAUUUUGUACAUUCUAUCUAUGGUGGUAAAUACUUAACAAUAAUUUCCAUGCCCAUAGAGGGCUGUCUUAUAAAGUGCUGUUUUUGAUAAUUGAAUGGAUUUCUAAAUCAUUCCAACUGUGUGAAUUACUUAGUUUUUCUCUCACCGAGCAUCACUUUUUAAAAAAAAAAGGGAAAAAAAAGAAAAACCUUUGCAAUAAUUACAUUAAAUUAAAUAAGUCCUACUUUCCAAAAUC
Molecule: messenger RNA, 5542 nt
Organism: Oncorhynchus kisutch (coho salmon)
Lineage: Eukaryota; Metazoa; Chordata; Actinopteri; Salmoniformes; Salmonidae
Product: sorting nexin-5-like
Exons: 13
Coding region: 809-1708 (299 amino acids)
Biological process (GO): retrograde transport, endosome to Golgi; pinocytosis
Cellular component (GO): endosome
Molecular function (GO): phosphatidylinositol binding; dynactin binding
Source: RefSeq, a predicted model, not a curated record